AUGAAGCUUGAAGUGUGUUCAUAUAGUGGAUACAAAGUAUACCCCGGCCAUGGCAAACGUGCUAUUCGUGGAGAUGGUCGUCAGUUCUACUUCCUCAGUGGGAAGUGCGAACGUUCUCACUAUCUGAAGCGUAAUCCACGUGAGGUUAGCUGGACUGUACUUUACCGCCGAAAAUACAGGAAGGGUGUAGUUGAAGAAACGACAAAGAAACGAUCUAAGAAGGUCACCAAAGCCGCUCGUGCUUUUGCUGGUGCCAGCAUGGCUGAGAUUAUGGCCAAGCGAAAUCAAAAUCCUGAUGUUCGCAAGGCUAUGCGCGACCAAGCUUUGCGUGCUCUGAAGGAAAAGCAAAAGGCUAAGGAGGCUGAAAGGAAGGCCAAGAAGGCUGAGGUUAAGAAGAAGAGUGUUGCCCCGGCACCAAAAGCACAGCAACAGCCUAAAGCCGCAAAGAAGGUUGGCAAGCCCGUUGUUAAGGGUGGUAGACGCUUCUAA
This is a messenger RNA of Rodentolepis nana, 489 nucleotides long. NCBI's taxonomy places the organism in Eukaryota, Metazoa, Platyhelminthes, Cestoda, Cyclophyllidea, Hymenolepididae. The record is from the annotation of a GenBank genome assembly.